Messenger RNA from Peromyscus californicus insignis, 9117 nucleotides. RefSeq names its product cysteine and serine rich nuclear protein 2 (gene Csrnp2). Gene Ontology annotation, molecular function: sequence-specific DNA binding; DNA-binding transcription factor activity, RNA polymerase II-specific. Bases 5301 to 6929 code for a protein of 542 amino acids. Gene Ontology annotation, biological process: regulation of transcription by RNA polymerase II. The record is from RefSeq and is a predicted model, not a curated record. Gene Ontology annotation, cellular component: nucleus. The transcript has 5 exons. NCBI's taxonomy places the organism in Eukaryota, Metazoa, Chordata, Mammalia, Rodentia, Cricetidae.
GGACGGCCGGGCGGCUUGGAAGCCGGCGGGACUGCGGCUGACGGCAGAGUUCGGGAUGGAGUGGGCAGUGAUGUGGGAUGGAGGGAAGUGAAGGAAGGGGAGGGGGCCCGGAGGAAAAUGUGGGAGGAGUGGUUGGGAAUUUGUGAGUAGCGGGCAGGAGGAUGUGGAAGGCUGUGUGGGGACUGCAGACGACCGGAACGAGCGGGAAGGCUAGCGGGAAUCAAUGGAUUGAGGGCUGAAGGGUUCCUCCGCUGCGUGAAGGCGGACUGGUGACUUGACAUGUACCUUCUGCUCUGGUUCCUGAUGUCUCCCGUUUUUCUGGCGUUAUGUGCGAAAAUGAGAGCAUUGCUUGUCCUGGUCGCUAGCUUGAUCUUUUUUUCAGGCCCAAACACGCAGCCGCCUGCCAUCCAUCCCCAUUUGAGUGCUAUGGUCUUGAUUCAUCCUUUCGAAGGGUUUAGAGUGUCAGUGUGACAUACAAACUGUUCUUCAGUAUGAAAGGUUAGAAGUUCUCCCCAGGAGACAACACUGUUGCCCUUGUCCUCCGGUUUUCAGUUCAUGGUAAAACCGCAGCCGAUUCACAUUCUCCUUUUCUUUGGUGUCUUUAAAUCUUACAAAUCUCUGAAACCAGGGUGUUGGUAUGUGGCAGAGUUAUAAAUGACGCUAUCCUUCAGAGAAGAGUUAAUGCAGCAUCAUGUUCCAGGUCUCCCACAAAGAUCUUGUGUCUUCCCUAGGAUGUGGCUUACAUGUGGAAAGCCAAAUUCUAACCUCGUGUUAGUUAGUAAACGGGUAGGAACCCGGAGUGGGGGCGGGUUAAACAGGAGGUUUUCAGUGAGUACCUGAAGUGCUUUUCCGAUGUCAUGAUCUUGGUGAUGACAAGGACGCAUGGAUCUGUGAAACUGUAGAUUUGAGAAUCACCCACAGUAUCUUGUAAAAGGGACGCAGGGUAGGGCGUCUUCCUCAGAUUUACUGGAUGGUGUGACGGCAAGCUUUCUCCCCGCAGCUCUACCUCAAUGGUGGCUGAUAGUCUAAGAUUCCUUGACCUUUACUUUAGCAGAACACCAGGUUCUGGGUUCUAGUUGAGUGGAAAGGCUCUUUCCUGUGAGGUGAACCUUGUCUUAGGAUUUUGGACUCAUUUAAGAAAAAGGCUCACGUACCUAAACUUUACAAAUGUUUUCUGCGUCCACAGUUUUCCCUACACUGACCCAGUUAUUUAUUUAUUUGUUUUUUGUUUGUUUGUUUAUUUUGAGGCGGUGUCCCUUUGCAUAGGCUCUCUUGGGACUCACUAUGCAGACCAGGCUGGCCUCGAACUCACAGAGAUCUGCCUGCCUCUGCCUCCCUUGUGCUGGCCACACCCAGUUUUUGCUAUUCUUAUGUAAGUUGGGACUUGAGGUUUUCUGUCCUCAUCAGCCUGAAGAAGGCUUAGACCUAGUACUGAAAUACGCAUGCUGGUUUUAUUUGGUGCUAGCCAAAUGAAUGUCUUCUGUGUACGAUUGCUAUGAACUAUACUGUGUACCUUGGGGAACCGUUCAGCUGGACGCACUUAACAAAACACCGAAAGGCGUGUUGUCAGAAUGUGUCAGCUGACUUCUCAUUUCACCAGCAUGUAGAAGCUUCUAGAGAGAUAGCAUUAUUUGUUGUUUGAGAUGUUUAGUUAGACGGUUGAGUAUUCUGGCCUGCAUUGCUAGUCUCGCCUUGGUUAUUUCUGUGUAGGUUUGACUGCUUGGAUAUAAGGCAUGAAGUGGAGAGGUGGGGAUCAAGAUGGGGUUUCCUGUAGCCUUGACUAGCUACAAACUUGCUUUGUAGCCAAGGAUGACCUUGAACUCCUGCUCCCCCUGCACUUAAGUGCUGGGAUUCCAUGUCUGUGCCAUCAGGUGAGGGUUAAUGAGUGUCUUCUGAACUCAGGCGUUGAUCUUUUGCCAAUGGUUACGGGAAUAGUUGAACCCGUGGGAAUGGCUGGUUCUUCAUGGAACCUGUUCUCGUGGUUGCUGUGGUACUACAUGAGUUCUUCAAGGCAGUGUGGGACUAACUAGGUGGGAGGCUCAUGGUCAAGUUCACCCCAGAGAGCUGGACAAGGAGAGCGAAGUUGGAAUAUAAACAUACAUUGUUUGCCAGGAGAUGACGAUAGAAAUGAAGUUCGCCAGUGCUGGAGGGCUGCCCUUGCUGCACACACCUGGGAUCCCAGCACAGCAAGAGGACCACUGUGGGUUCCACACCUUUCUCCAGAAACAAGCUGGGGUCUCGUGGGGCCAAGCUGGGCUACAUUACAGGAAGUAUUGCUAACAUCCCGAGUAAGGUGAAGAGAGCUACAACACUGAGUCUCAAGAAUUUUCCAGAGCAUCGUCCGUGAAAGGGUUUUUGUUUAUUUUGUGGUGCUGGGAAUUGAAACCAGGGAAGGCUUCAAGCGUGGUAGGCAACCACUGUACCACUGAGCCACACCCCCAGCCCUUUAAUGGAAUAGGUCAUAUAGGUCAGUGUACACAUUAUUGACACGUGUAGACCCGAUUAUUGACAGCUUACGGAAAUUACUUUUCCUUACGUUUUGACGGCUCCCCCCCCACCUUUCCUACCUACCUCUGUCAUUGCCCAAAUCCACAAGCCCAGAAGUCAGAAGAUGUGAACGAAGAGGCUUAGAGCAAGCAGCCAGCAUCGCCACACUCAAGGGCACAAAGUAGCCCUGACCAGAGGGUUCUCUUGAGGGCAGCUGAGUCAAGAUAAGGGGGAAUUUUAGUAAUAAAGAUGGCUUUGGCCCAGAUCCAAGUUCAUGUGAGACUUAAAGAGUCAUAGUCAGAGGAAACCCACACGCCCGGAAGCAGAGGAUCCUGAGGAGAGAGCAGAGUGCACAUUUGCUUCCAAUCACAAAUCCCUGAGUGCUUCCAGGCUGAGGAACAGCCAUUUUUCUACAAGUGUUGACUGGAGCCCAGUUAAGUUGAAGGGGCACUUAAGCCUUUUCCAAGAAAGCAGGGUUUCUGCUCAGGGUUGGUUCUCCUGUGGUUGAGAAGGCACUGGUGGUGUGAACCCAGCCGACAGCAGUCUCCUUUUCCUCUGUAGUAGCCACAUGAGUACUUAGUGACAAAGGUGUCCCCCUCCCCCCGCCCCUGCCCGCCAUGCUCCUUCACCCAGAAUAGAACGGAAUGAGACAUUUGUUAGCUGAAAGGCAUCGUCUUUAACCCAGCUAAAAUCCUAACCCACACAAAGCCCCUUCACUCCUGAUGCUUGUCAUUUCUAAGGAGGUGACCUGUGGUCAGACCCAAGGGUCACAGCUGACACCUUGGACUCACUGGAUUCUUUAAAAAAACUUUUCGGAUUUAUUUUAUGUGAAUAGGCAUUUUUAUCUGCAUAUGUGUCUGUAUACCACUGUGUGCUUGGUGCCUGAGGAGGCCAGAAGGGGGUUUCAGACUCCCUGAAACUGGAGUUAGAGGGCUGGAUGAUGGAACCGAACCCAGAUCUUUUGGAAGGGCAGCCAGCACUCUACUGCUGACUGCCAGCCUUUUAUAUAUAUAUAAAUACAUACAUAUAUUUAUAUAUAUAUAUACACAUUUAUAAGACAGUUUCUAUGUGGCUCUGGCUGUCCUAGAAUUCGCUCUUGGACUAGACUGGCCUCAAACUCAGAGAUCCACUUGCCUAUGCUUCUGAAUGCUGAGAUUAAGGUGUGUGCCACCAUGCCCUUGAUUAUAAUUCUUUUUUGUUUAUUUGUUUUGUUUUUCAAGAGAGGGUUUCUCUGUGUAACAGCCCUGGCUGUCCUGGAACUCUCUAGGCUGGCCUCAGACUCACAGAGAUCUGCCUUCCUCUCCCUCCAAGUGCUGGGAUUAAAAGUGUUCACCACCACUCCCAGCUCCUUGAUUAUAAUUCUUAACAAGCUCUUGAUUUGAAUUUUUCUUCUUAGCCAAACUUACUUAAGGGAUGUGCUUGUCUGAAAACUCUGAAGGCAAAGGUGCUUCGGUUCAUCUUGUGACUGGAAUGCAGAAUUUUUAUAUGAUCUGAGUAGGUAUUUUAGGAAAUCCCUAAAGCACGCACCAGGUCUGGUUAACUUUGUAGAGCUGAUCUAAAUUGCUACUAAAGAUGUCAUCCAGAAAACCAGGACUGUAGCGGAUCUCUCUUGUCUCCACAGUGAAUUCUGGGUAGCUGCUCUGCAGGAAUGCAGCCAUGUCUCCUGGGCAGUGCUGUUAAUCCUGCUGUACAGUUAGCAACCAGUGAGAUCAUAGUGUGGGAAGUGUCUUACCUCGUCACAUGUGGGUUUGGCUCUGACAGCAUUUCUCCUGUGCAGAUCCAUGUCCUUUCGGAACGUAAGUCCAAAGAAAGAUGGAGAAAGACCUGGGCCUGAUUGUGUUGGUGUAGCCAGGACUAAUUGUCACUUCUUUUUCCGUUUUCCUUUAUGGUUUCUUUUCAGAGGCCAGAGACUGUAAAGCUCUAUUCCCUUCUUUGCACAGGGAAUGAUGAGAGACCAGUAUAAGAUUGAGAACAAGUCUGGUCGUUGUUUCAUUUAUGGGGAUGGGAUAACCCCGGGGCCUUGUGUAUACUAGGCAAGCACUCUGCCACUGAGCUACACCCAGAGCCUCACUUUCUGGGUUUUGAAGCCAGUGCAGAUUCUAAUCUUGGCUCCUUUCUUUAGUACUAAAUUUGCCCUUUCUGGGAGCCUGGUGAGACACUUCACACUUGCGAAGAUCUGGGUCAAGGGUUUUCCUGACUGCCAAUGUCCUUCAACAUUGAGAGCCUGGAGCAGAAUUUCCCAAAGUGUGUUCCAGGGAUUAUCUGCCCCUAACAUACUUUGGAAACAGUGGGUUCAAUAAUCAGGUUGUGAAACGCUGCUCAGUUUUCUUCCAGCCUUUACCAUGAGCGCUCCUAAGUAUAUUAAACCCCAGGAGGUUCUGCCAUGGGUGGUUUUCUAAACUAUCUUAACAGCAGUCCUAUUUUCAUUCAAAAAGCUAUUAAUAUCCAUGCGACUAGUGUAUUUAAGAUAUACACUUGGGGAAAUGCCAGACUACGUUAUCACUGGGCUGAAUACUUGGGUCUGACUUUGGUUUAGGCAAAGGCUCUGCCGUCUUUGAUCUAGUCCCCCAGGGAUCCUGGGAGUGCCCUCCGGUGUGAUCUGAAGAAAGUGAAUGACAGCCUGAGUCAGUGACUCCUGUGGCCAGCAGGAUGGGAAGUGAGUAAGAACGCUGGCCAGAGUCAGCAGAGAAACGACCUGGUCCUGGGACCAGGCAGACUAGUGCCAGGCCAGAAUCCUAAUGCUCCUGGCUAGCUGGUGGUGAGCAGCUUUGGGGCCAUCGUGGUUGGCUCCCCAAGGAAGCCUUUUGAAGCCAAUGGAUGCAUUCUCAGGCUCAGGGCUCAAGAGGAAAUUUGACGAUGUGGAUGUGGGCUCCUCAGUUUCCAACUCAGAUGAUGAGGUCUCCAGCAGUGACAGUGCUGACAGCUGUGACAGCCUCAACCCUCCCACGACUGCCAGCUUCACACCCACAUCCAUCCUGAAGCGGCAGAAGCAACUGCGGAGGAAGAAUGUCCGCUUUGACCAAGUGACUGUAUACUACUUUGCCCGGCGCCAGGGUUUCACCAGUGUGCCCAGCCAAGGUGGGAGUUCUUUAGGAAUGGCCCAGCGCCAUAACUCUGUACGCAGCUACACCCUUUGUGAGUUCGCACAGGAACAGGAGGUGAACCAUAGAGAGAUUCUUCGUGAGCACCUGAAGGAGGAGAAGCUUCAUGCCAAGAAAAUGAAGCUGACCAAGAAUGGGACAGUGGAGUCAGUGGAGGCUGAUGGCUUGACACUGGAUGACGUUUCAGAUGAAGAUAUCGAUGUGGAAAACGUGGAGGUGGAUGAUUACUUCUUCCUCCAGCCCCUGCCCACCAAGAGGCGACGGGCUCUGCUAAGGGCGUCCGGGGUCCACCGGAUUGAUGCCGAAGAGAAGCAAGAACUGAGAGCCAUCCGCCUGUCUCGGGAAGAGUGUGGUUGUGACUGUCGGCUCUACUGUGACCCAGAAGCAUGUGCCUGUAGCCAGGCUGGCAUUAAAUGCCAGGUGGAUCGAAUGUCCUUUCCUUGUGGCUGCUCCAGGGAUGGCUGUGGAAACAUGGCUGGGCGAAUUGAAUUUAACCCAAUCCGAGUGCGGACUCACUACCUCCACACUAUCAUGAAGCUGGAGCUAGAGAGCAAACGGCAGGUGAGUCGCCCAGCAGCCUCUGAGGAUGAGCCCUUGCCUACUACUGGCUGCAGCCUGUCUGGAGCCCAGAGCUCUGAGACCCAGGACUUCCAGGAGUUUAUCGCUGAGAACGAGACCGCAGUGAUGCACCUGCAGAGCGCAGAGGAGCUGGAGCGACUCAGGGCGCAGGAGGACCCAAGCGGCUCUAGCGCUAGCUUGGACUCGAGCAUGGAGAGUCUGGGCGUGUGCAUCCUGGAGGAGCCCCUGGCUGUCCCCCAAGAGCUAUGUCCAGGCCUGGCCGCCCCCAUUCUCAUCCAAGCUCAGCUGCCCCCAGGCUCCUCCGUGCUAUGCUUUACUGAGAACUCGGAGCACUCGGCUGCCUCCCCGGAGAGCAGUCCACCCUACUUGAACAGCGGUCCUCUGGUGUACUACCAGGUAGAGCAGAGGCCAGUCUUGGGAGGGAAAGGAGAGUCUGGUUCAGAAGAGGGCACAGCCUCCUUCCCCAAGGAGAAAGAUCUGAGUGUCUUCUCCCUUCCUGUUACCUCGCUGGUGGCUCACAGCCCCUCAGACUCAGCUGCCCUCUGUAAACCAGAGGUGGGGAAAACACCCACUGUUGACAAACUAUUGCCUGGUGACUGCAACCCUAAGGAGCCUGAGAGUGGAGACUUCCACCCCUCUUGGUCUCCCUCAGGCCUGCCCUUCCGAAUGGACAAUGAAGACGACUGUGGAGUGCAGAACUCCCAGCAGAGUGAGGACCGGACCCCUGAAGACUCUGCCCUAGAGCUCCCUCUGACAGUGUGACCUGAGAUAGACACUGCUCAUUCUCUAUUUAUUAUCUAACGCCAUUUCAAAACAAGACUGCUGCUCCCAGGUUGUUUUAUUGAAAAUCUUAGGAAAAUGGGUAGGAAGGGGUUGUUAGUACGUGUCUUUUUUAAAAGGGAAAGAGACCAGCCCAACUCAGUUCCCAGGACUGAGCUCUCGGGGCUGCCAGAGCAAAGAUGUCGGCCACAAGUGAGCUGGGUAGCUCAAGUAGCUCUUCUUUAUGCAUGGGGCCAGAACUAAGGAUGUGAGCAGCUAGCUCCCUGCAGGGCAGCCCCUCCUCAUCCAUCUCGGUCUAUCAGUCACACUGUGAGAAAGGCCACAGAAGAAUCUCUGCUUCUGUACAAAACUCCCAUCCUAAAAAUUGACCCUGCUUUCUCCCACCUCUUAACUGGGAAAUAAGUUAAUUUUCAACAUGUUUGGUGUUCCCUGACCUGCUCUGCAAACGGGAUUCCUGGUCUGUAACUUGAAUUCUUUCCUUCAUAUGUUCUUAGGUUCUAGAGUUAAACUUCUCUGCCUUUUCCCCAUCUUUUCUCCUUAAAAGAAAAAAAUCCAGGUUGGAUAUGGAUAUGGUACAGAGCAUAAGUCAUUAGGUAGAACAUUCUGGAAGAUGACUGUGCUUGCUUUCUCACCUAGUACACACACACACUCACACUCCUUUUGGGAGAGCUUGGCUCUAAAUGGAAUAUAAAGUGUAGUACAAGGUCAUCAGCUAGUUAGGAUUCUCUUUCUCUAUAUGUACCCUUGUGGUCCUUGGUUAUCUAGGGUUAGAGAUCUUUGGAUGUUACAGUUCAGUCCCGAGAACUUCAGGUUUUAUUGGACCCCUCCAUCUUGGAGAUUUAUGAAAACAAAGUCAAACUGAUUCUUAGUAUGUGACUUAGGACUCCCAGAUUCCAAAGGAUUCAAGAUCUGAUUAUAAUCUGGAAUCUAUAGACUGGGACUCAGUCUCAGCACUCACCUCAGUCAGAGUCCUUACUCCUCUCCUGUCUUAGUUAAAGUCCCCGGAUCCCCAUUCAGCACUGACUUUUUAUUGGCAAUGAUCCCUCUGCCUCCUGGUUAAGUGGAGGUGGUAGGAGCCAAACACAGUUUUCCUCUAUCAUUCUUUACUAACCAGGAAAGAAAAACCAAACUUACUUUGAUUUUUUUUGAGACAGGGUCUUGCUAAAUAACCCUGGCUGGCCUGGAACUUACUUACCAUGUAGCCCAGGCUGGCCCUCAGCCUGCGGCAGUCCUCCUCCUGGUCAUGCAUCCCGAUUGCUGGGUUUGAGGUGCACACCACUUCACUCAGCGGUAUUUAUUUAUGUGGGAUAAUAAGGCCCUGGUGUCGUAGAGUGAACUUGAAUGUGGGUGGCAGCAGAAACACCUCUAACUCUCCGACCCUAAGCCUAGAGCUCCCUGUAUUUGAUACAGAUCCUGAUUUUUACCCAUUCUGCCACUGCUAUUCAUUUCUGGGUUUGCUUGGUUUUAUUGUUGGAGUUCUUAAGGAAGUACCUAGCUCUCUCUCCAGCCUCACAAGAGUUACCUUAAGUACCAGAGGCCAACAUGCUCUCACCCUCAGCUAGAACUCUCAAACCCAAAACCAAAGCUAAACUGAGACGUUUACUGGUGGAGAGAAGAAUCUUUGAAGGUUUGCUGGAAAGGAUCAAGACUCCACCUCUGAGCCCCGGACUUGGGUAGUCAUUAAGAAACAUACUAGUCAUUGUCACAAAGACCAGCCAACCCCAAGAUCCUUGGUAUUUCUGUAUAACUAGUUUCUUAUUCCUCUUCAUUAAUUCCAUGUUCUCAUUCAAACUGACCCCAAACUUCUGAGUGCUAACUAUUUAGCAUUGACGAAUGUCAAGGACCUUUUCUACAACUGAGUCCAUCAGAUUUCUGGUGCUAACUGAGUUGGACAGAAAUGAUAGUUCCUGGUUGCUAGGAAGGCCAGGCCUCUGGUCACAGAAGCAGGACCGGUCCCCUCAGGCAGGCCUAGGUAAGCUGUGGCUCUUCACCACAGCUCUUGUGCACUGUGCUGUCUCCUGCAUACUGUGCACAGGUCACGUUCUCAGUGUAAACCCAAAGCUUGUCUGGCUCUCUGAAAACAACUUCUCCCUCUAGGUUCUUUACAUUGUAAUAAUGCUGUAUUUAAAGAGAAUAUUUAAAUGUAAUAUUAAAGAAAUAUUCAAAAGAA